AUGCCGCAAUCAAAUCACUAUGGCUCCAAGCGUGCCCCCAAAGGCUCUGCUAAAACCCCCCUAGAAGUUUCGCUAAAUAAUGGUGGACAAUCAAAAAAGUCGAGUAAGACCAAUCCGUUUGACAGAAAACGGAGGGCAUCAUCGUCUUCCGUCUCAAGUGUAUCAUCCGUUUCAUCAUUGGAGGACCUGAGUGACGAAGCGGAUGCAUCGGAAGAUGAUGCGGAUGACGAAGAAGACAGACCAUUAGCUCAUGUCCUGGCUUGCAACCGUCGUCAAACCAAGUCCCGUAAGCCCGUGAAAAGCAAGAAAAGACGUUUUACCAAGAAUGAAGACUCCGAUGGGCAGUUUGGUAGCGAUGCCAGUGACUCGGAGGAGGGCUCAGACGAUGUAUAUGCCGCCGUGGACUACAUCACAGAUGAGGAUGAAGAACAAGAUCUCGAAAAGAUGGAAGAGAGGGUGAUCAUGGAGUCAGAACGUUCAUCUCGUAUCUUGCCGACGUCAGAAACUGUGGACUGGCAAAGUGCGGAGGUUUUCGGUGACUCCAUGUUUCUGCCUGCUGCUUCAUUCUUUGAUGACGAGCACCUCUACAGUGCCAUGGACCCUUUCGGAGAGACUGAUCUUGUCAGCGAGGCAGUGGAGACACCUGCGGCCCGACGUGUUCAUUUUGAGGAGCGCUCGGACUCAUCUUCCGAUAGCGAAUCCCAUACGGAUGAUGAGAUCCCUGGUGAUUUCCUGCAACAGGAUUCUUUAGAUCCUCAGUUGCGCCGCAUGAUUGAGAGCGACAAUGAUCACCACCGCAGUCAUCGCCGACAAUCUGAAGAGCUGUACGGUGAUGCUGACUAUGGUCAUUCGAAUAUUUACCAUGUCGAGUCCGACGGUUCAUCCGAGGGCAGUCUCAGUGGUUAUGAGUCCGAUGAUGGUGACACCACUGAUGAAGAUCUUCCACCACCUGCUACUAUAACCCACCCUCGCUCUCUCCUCCGUAGAGACUCUACCGACUCUCUUGCCCCGACUGAUGACAAGACCGAUGUCCCUCCGCGCCGUCGAGGCCCCAUCAUGGGCACAUUCAAGGCUGAUCCGAACAAACCCGUGGCCCUGGUCGAUGUCACUGGAAAGCAUCUCGUCAUCAUCCCAGCAUAUGCCUCUUCCCGACACGACUGGUUAGACUCUGCUGCCAAUAGCAUGCCUGGUACAGCCGCCAACAGUCCCCGCCAGACUACACUGCAGUUGGUUGAUGAAAGUGACACCGAUGCCCUUGCGUCACCAAAUCACGCCGAUUUCAGUCCCAUGCUCGCUUCAAGUGCCAAUCUGAUGAUGACCGCUCUGGGAAAUGACCUCACUCCAGGUGGCCAAGUCAUGGGCCCACCAGAAGCGUUUUAUCCAUCCCGCGAUUUUGCCAUUGACAGCUCAUAUGAAGACGAUGAUGAGGAUGAUCCGGAGGCUUCUCUCAAUGUAGAUGACUUUAUCGAUUUCGGCAAUGGCUCUUCCGACGAGGAUGAGGUAAACUCCAACGAUGAGGCCCUCUCCCCCAGGACUGGUGGAAAAACUCGCAAGAACAGUGGCACACCCACUCCUAGCCGCAACUCUGAGGCGCAACCGGAUAGCAAUGCAGAGCGCUUCCUGAACCACCUUGACAAGGGCAUAGUCACAGCUUUCCGCCGCAACAACAACCGUUACCAGGCGCUGCUCCGUCUUCCCCAGCACCGCGAGUUCAUGCCUGCCAACUCCCCCUCAAGACCUGCCAGCGUGUUCCGACACACCAAACAUGCUGACCAGCGUACACCCACUCGGAAGCGCAAGGCCAGUGCCUACCCUGGCGGUGAGGCUGUGCGACGCAAGCUGAUGGAUGCCCAACAUCGCAGUCAACUUCCCUUUUAA
Molecule: messenger RNA, 1878 nt
Organism: Penicillium taxi
Lineage: Eukaryota; Fungi; Ascomycota; Eurotiomycetes; Eurotiales; Aspergillaceae
Exons: 1
Coding region: 1-1878 (625 amino acids)
Source: RefSeq, a predicted model, not a curated record